UGGGUAGGCGGUGCUGGGAAGCAGCAGAGCGACGCGGCGGCCGCAGCGAUGGGCAGUGAGCCUGCGGGGGCGCCUCGGGGAGACCGCAGCGGGGACCCAGCCUUGACUCUCGGCUGCGGCGGGGGCGCGUGAGCGCGGCGCACCGAGCGAGCUGCUGGCCACUGCUAGGGGUGCCCUGAGGGGCUAGCGGCCCGUGUGGCCCGCAACCAGAAGCCGGGACUCUGUGACCCGGUCCUGAACAUCUCGGGGGUCAAAGCGCAUCUUUGGAGGCCGCCCGGGGCCCUGCGCUUUGCUCACCGAGCCCCGGGUCGCUCCCUGAAUGGCCGAGCUGGCCCCUCGCCGGCCGCCCGGGCGCUGCAGCGGCUGAGGUCGCUGGGAUAGCCCGGUCGCCGCCCCCACCGCCGGCCCCUGCAUGCCCGGCGCCCGCGUCGCAGCCCACCUGGACGCUCUGGGUCCCCUGGUCUCCUACGUGCAGCCUCCGCUGCUGCCCUCUAUGUUCUACGUGGGCCUGUUCUUCGUCAAUGUGCUGAUACUCUACUACGCCUUCCUCAUGGAAUACAUCGUUCUCAACGUGGGCCUCGUCUUCCUGCCCGAGGACUUGGACCAGGCGCUGGUGGACCUCGGCGUACUCUCCGACCCAGGCUCUGGCCUUUAUGAUGCCGAUUCGGAGCUCGACGUCUUCGAUGGAUAUUUGGAGUAAGGUCUUGAUUACUGUUCCCUACUUGCUCUCCACCAUCUACAUCUCUUGGCCUGGACCAGCUGCCCGUAUCAUGCCACUGCCAUUGGUUGGGGGCACUAUCUGGACCGAGAUGGGACCCCAGGAAGAGGCCCGGGUAAUGAAAACCUACCAUGUUGAGAGGACAAAGAAUUGGACCUCCCUGCAUAGUAACUGGCUCAUGUACAUCAGCCACUGCUAUAAACAGUUGGGUACCACCGCACCUGGCCGAAAUCAGCAGCUGGGGCAGAGAAAUGACCUUGCUCCAGGCAUGAAGGCAGAUGAGUGGAUUCCUCUUCACUGUCUCUUUAGCAUUAUCCCGUGACCUUUUUUAGGACAAGUGCUUUUCUUUUUUUUUUUCAUAGUUAUGACAUUUCCUUUGAGACUUCUAGUUAAUGGUGGCACAUGCUAAUAAACCCAGCACACAGGAAUCCGAGGCAAGAUCAUGAAUUUGAGGCCUGCCUAUAGUUAUAGUAAGACCCUACCUCAAAACAAUAAUAAAAAUACUCUUGGCUUGGGCCAGAUCAAGUGCGUAACACCUCUAAUUUCAGCACCAUGGAGGCUGAGGCAUCAGAGUUCUAGUCCAGCCUGUGUAGUCCAGGCUACACACUGAAAUUGUAUCAGAGAGAAAAAACAAAAACAAAAACAAAAAAAAACCUACAUUGUUAGGGUUUGUGAGAUGGCUCAGCAGGUAAAGACACUUGCUUCCAAACCUAGUGACAUGAAUUAGAAUCCCAGCUCAUACACAGAAGAAGGAGAGAACAGACUCAUGAAAGUUGUCCUCUGCCCUCCAUACUUUGUGCCACGGCAGGUAGAUAAAAUCCAUUUUGGACCUCCAUUAGUUCCUCGGGGCAUUUCAUUACUGUACUUGAAUAUUGUAGGAUGCACAAUACUCUAUCUAGGGAAUUCUCAGCCUGUCUAAAUAAAUAAUGUCUAGGUGGUAUAUAACAAGCCUUGGGAGCUGUUGGGCAGGCAAAUGCAGAGGAGUCAGGGACAGCUGCAGACACACUGUAGAUGGCCCAUCGUGAUGGGCAUUCAUAGCCAAUUUGGGGUUAGAAUCCAGGCCCUAGAAGCCGGCUCUCAUCCGGGACUGGCCCAUGUGGAGACAGGAAGCUUCUCUUCUGUCCUUGAAGCUGCCAGGGAGAUGGCCAGAUUGCUGCCACACCCUUGGCCAUGAGCCAGGUGGCCUCCUGCUGCAAUCUGCCUCCAGCACAGAGAUGCCGAAUGUCUGCAGAGCUGGGCAAGCCAUGCAUUUUGGGUAUGUGGAGAAAGUGAGGUUUGCUAUAGAUCUCUAGAAGGCUGUCUGUAAGAGAAGUGCUAAGUCCAUUGCCCCAAAAACACCAUUUACUGCUUUCUGCCUACCACCUCAACCCUUAGAUUUUAUAUUUUGUGUGUGCAGGGGUGGGUGUGUGCAGGCCAUGGUGCACACAUGGAAGUCAGAGAAAAACUUGUACAAGUUGGUCUUUUCCUUCCACCAUGUGAGUCCUGGGAUCAAACUCAGGAAGUCAGGCUUGGCAGCAAGCACCUUUAUCAGCUAAGCCAUAUUGCUGGCCCCUGAAUUAUUUCUUAUAUAGUUGUUUUCUUUAAGUCGACUUUCUAAAAGAUUCAUUUUUGUUAUGUGAAUGUUCCUGUGUGAGUCCAUGUGCAUGUAGGAGACCACAGAAGUCAGAAGAAGACAUUGGAUUGUCUAGAACUGGAGUCAUAGGCCUGCUUGUGCCAACAGCUGGGUUCCUGCCCCAACCCAGGAAUCUGCCAGGAGAGGUGGGGACUCAGUGCCAAGAUGGGCCAGUUGCCAGGACCUACAGGAAGGAGAAGGCCUCCAAAGACCUCGCCCACCACCCAGUCCUCAGUUGUCCUGCAUCUGGCUCGUGACUCUCCACCGUUGCCAUGGAUGUUUACAGAGGUUACCUCUCUGCACUUCACCCACAACUGCACCCGCCUCCCCCACUUUACCUCCGGAAAGGACGUGGAGAGCCGAAGUAAGAUGCAAGUAGACUCAUACUUAGGCUGGCCCCUCCAACAUGGUUUGAUGCCGGUUGAGCCUUAGGCCUGGGGAGACUUCAGACCCAAGACUGCUAAUCACAGCGUCAGGGAGUCACUCUGAAAAGGGAUGCACCAAGUCCCAGGGCAGGGUUUAACCUCUCCAGGUUUACAGAACUGAGAUGCCACACUGGGGAAGGUCAUGCUGUCUCUGGUAGAAAUCUAUUUUUGGAAGUGUGAGUGGUGUGGAAAGUGUGAGUGGUGUAGAUACUUGAUUUCCAUAAACCUGUAAAAGCAAUACUCAGAGGCUGACUUAUUUCAUUAAAAAAAUGUAAGCAACUGCAA
This is a messenger RNA of Meriones unguiculatus (Mongolian gerbil), 3040 nucleotides long. RefSeq names its product Dexi homolog (gene Dexi). The transcript is spliced from 5 exons. The coding region runs from base 413 to 700 and encodes 95 amino acids. Lineage: Eukaryota; Metazoa; Chordata; Mammalia; Rodentia; Muridae. The record is from RefSeq and is a predicted model, not a curated record.